Messenger RNA from Solanum stenotomum, 1056 nucleotides. RefSeq lists its product as uncharacterized. The record is from RefSeq and is a predicted model, not a curated record. Lineage: Eukaryota; Viridiplantae; Streptophyta; Magnoliopsida; Solanales; Solanaceae. The coding region runs from base 88 to 900 and encodes 270 amino acids. The transcript has 6 exons.
UCAUAUUCCAUCCAAUUUAUUGCUCAGAAAGUAAAAAAGUCUACUUUCUUCCCCAAAAUAAUUCAAUUUAGGGUUUCUACAAAAGAUAUGAAGGGACACAAUCCAAUUGAGGUGGCGAAGACGGUGUUGGAGGUGGCCGAUGUAGCAUGGUCGGCGGUGGAAAGUUGUCAUCACCAUACCCACAGUCAUACUGAAACGACGCCGUUUGAUGUAUCUCAUAGUUCUGAAGAAGAUGAAUUGAAAUCGUUGAGGUCUGAAAACGAGCGGCUGAAACGGUUGCUUGAACAAAAUCUCAUGCUUCUUCAGAGCAUGUCACAAUCUCCUUCAUUACUUCAAGAUUGUCCCCCUGAUCUUCAUGAUCGUCUCAGAGCCUCUGUGGAGUCUGGAAGCUUUUUGAAACAGCUGGAAUCACUCAAUCGAAAUUCUGUUGAUGGGAAUGACUGUCAAUUUCCUUUCAAGGAGGCAACUGGUUUUGACACGGAGACAGCAGAACUUCUGGUAAACAUGAGUCUUGAAGAACCAAGUUGGUGGGUUUGGGUGACUGAGGAUAUGGUCCCCGGCAAUCUUGAAGAAAGAAGUGGAAUAGAUAAUGAAAACUAUGUGAUUAUUAGUGAGGAAUAUGUUGUAGAUGCAGUUGCCAACUUUAUGGCUAGAUGCGUAGUAUCCAAUUCGAAGGCUCAGAAGAUGUCUCCUGAAGAACUGCAAAAGACCUUGACAAAAGCAUUAGAAGGCAUUGGUAAAGUAGAAACAUUGUUCAACAUUUGGCAUGCUGCGCAAAUGUUCUACGUCCUUUCCACUUGGGGACUUGCUGUAGUGGGGUUGUACAAGAGCCGAUCUGUUAUUAGACUUGCUGCUAAAGGGGUUCACAAGACAGGCAAAAUGGUUCUAAAGGUUCUUUGAAGAUGCUUCUGCUGUGUUGGUUGUAAUUAAGUGUCGUGUAAAUGCUUAACUUAUUGUACAGUCUUGUAAAUCAGAUCAACGUUAUGCUUGACUUCCAAUACGUCUGUGCGAAAAUAUUGUGAAUAGUGUGCAAUUUGAAAAUUUCCUUUGUUGAGA